GACAAAUGAGUUGGGGACACAGUUCAAACUGACUUGCAAACGUGAUCAUGAAUCCGCUGAAGAUUUUUUGUUUUAUAGCUUUGGUAUUAGCUGCCGCUAAUGCUUCAUCUAAGCAUGGCAAGAACAAGGAUAGCUUAAAGCCCACCGAUUGGUUAUCAGUUUCCGAAUUGGAAUCGAUGCCUUCAGUUGAGGAUAUCACUUUGCAACAGUUGGAGAACAUGUCAGUGGAAGAGGCCGAGCGAAAAAUUGAGAAGAUGUAUCACUUGUCACAAAUUAAUCAUGCUCUAGAACCGUCGUUUGUUCCGAGUCCUAGUAAUGUACCCGUUAUCUUGAUGAAACCCAAUGGACAGCCCGAACGCACCAAUCUCAAUGAACUGGUUGAAGCUUGCAAACAACAGCCCAACUUUGGUAAUGAGGAAGUCACCAUUUUCAUCACUGGUUUGCCACAGUCGUGUCCUUCAGUAGCAAAAGCUAACAAGAAAUUAGUCCAGGCUUAUAUGCAACGCUAUAACGGUCAGCGUCAGCCAAUAAGCAACAACAAGGACUAUGAUUAUGGCAGCAAUAAGGACAAUCAAGGUGCCACAUCAAGUGAAGAAGACUACAGUGAAUCCUGGAAGAAUCCUAAACCCACAAGCGGCAACCUCGUGAUCGUUAACUUGGGCUCCACACUCACCAACAUGAAGCGUUUAGCGCUUAUCGAUGUUGAACAAACUGGCAAAAUGAUUGCAAAAGCUCUCGUCCAAUUGACCAACGAAGUAGAUGUACCACAAGAGAUCAUACACAUUGUUGGACAAGGUAUUGGUGCGCAGGUUGCUGGUGCUGCUGGACGUCAAUACAAACGCUUGACCGGACAUCAAAUCCGUCGCAUCACAGCUUUGGACCCUGCUAAGAUGUUCGCUAAGGAAAAGGGUAUGUUAUCUGGAUUGGCCCGUGGUGAUGCCGACUUCGUUGAUGCCAUCCAUACAUCGACUUGUGGAAUGGGUACACGCCAUCGCGUUGGUGAUGUCGACUUCUACGUCAACGGUCCAGCAUCCGCUGCCCCUGGUGCUACCAAUGUAAUUGAAGCAUCCAUGCGCGCAACCCGUUACUUCGCCGAAUCAGUGCGUCCAGGCAAUGAACGUAACUUCCCCGCGGUAGCCGCCAACUCAAUGAACCAAUAUGAAAAUAAAGAGGGCUCUGGCAAACGCGCUUACAUGGGUAUCGCUACCAAUUUUGAUUUGGAGGGUGAUUAUAUGCUCAAAGUGAAUCCAAAGAGCCCAUUCGGCAAGAGCGCUCCCGCCCAAAAGCAAAACACUUAUCAUGGUCAACAUCAGUCGUGGAAGAACGACAAAAACCAGGAUUGAUAUGCUAACAACUAUAACAUCUGGGAGAUUAUCGAAAAAGAUGGAUAACUAACUUUUUAAUUACUGAUUUUUGUACCUUUUUGAAUUUUCAUAGAAAAUAAAAGAAGCAUUUUUAUAUAAAAAGAUGCUAAUUGAAGCA
Molecule: messenger RNA, 1482 nt
Organism: Zeugodacus cucurbitae (melon fly)
Lineage: Eukaryota; Metazoa; Arthropoda; Insecta; Diptera; Tephritidae
Product: vitellogenin-1
Exons: 3
Coding region: 48-1343 (431 amino acids)
Molecular function (GO): lipase activity
Source: RefSeq, a predicted model, not a curated record